GUAAACUUUCGAUUUCAUUUCAUUUUCACCCUUCCGGCAGAACAAAUAGACCUCUCAACUGAUAAUUCUGAUAGACUCACCCCGGACCUCUCUGUGAUUUUACACGUAAAAAUAUAUAUAUUAUUUGUGCAUGGUUUUAUGUAAUAGAGAAGAGGAUACCUAGGCUCUAAGCAAUGAGGCUAAUUAGCUUUGGUCCGGUCGCUGACAGGUGAAAGGUCCAAUCCGAGUUUGAAAUAUUCAAAGAAGCCAUAAAUUCUUCAACUGCCCUGUUGCCCUGUUCUCUGUUUCUUGCUUCCAACUGAAUUUUUUCAGGCCGAUAAAAAUUAAUGGAUAUGCCCAAAAGGUGUCUGUGUUUGCUCACUUCUUCAGUUUUAUGAACAUGGGUUCUUCUGUUAUUCAGUUCCUGGUCCAUAAACUAGUUUCUAUUUUACAUGCUCUGUUGAGUUUCAUCUCCACAGUAAUCUUCAGGCUGCCAAAAGAUGGGAGUUCUGUAAAGGGUAAUGUAAAUUAUUACAAUGUGAAAGGAAAAAAAAAUGUUUCAGAAACAGAGUCUAAAUCGGAAAAAGAUCCUGCCGAGUUUAGAGGUGUUGAAAAUGAGGUUGAGGAAGAGAAAUCAGAGGGCUUUCUGAAUUUCAAGUUUCCAACUUUUGAAGAUUUUGGUAGAAGCAAGAAAGAAACGAGUAAUUUAUUUAAUUCUGAAUUGGUUCCUUUUGUAGAUGAAGAGGCAAUUUUUACAGCGAAGGAAAUUAGGAAUAAAGACAGAUAUCAGGAUUGUUAUGAAAAUGAUGAAAUUAUUGUUGAUGAGUGUUUGCAUGAGAAAACCUCGGAGAAAGUUCAUAAUGAAUCGGCUGAUAUUCUUGUGGAAGGAAAUGAAAAUAAUGUUGAUGAGAGAAUUGAAUUUUCUGUAGAGGAAGAACGAGUGGUUGAAGAGGAAAACUAUUUUGGAAGUGCUCGUGGAUUUUUGGAUGAAGGCCAAUCCCAUUUGGAGAAAAAUUCCGUGGUUAUUGAUUCUGAUUCUGAAUCAACGAGUUUUGAGCACAUUCGUGAUGUCAUGAAUAGCUCAGCUUAUUCAUACAGCGAGGGCUUCCUUUCGGAUGGAGAGUUUGAUUUUGAUGCUUCGAUGGAUACUGAUGGUGAAAAGGAGAAUUUGGAUUCAGAAGGUGAAUUGUCAAAUGAACUUGAUGGUGAAGACAUUGAUGUAAUGGAAGAUCUUAGGAAAUUAGGAGAGGAUAAUUUACAGAAUCGAGAUAGGUUAACCUCAAAUUUUCUGUCUGAGAGCGAUUUUAUUGUAGAUUCAGAGAAGAAAACAAUGGAGCAAUUUGUGGAUAAAAAUGGUGCAGAUGAUUUUGAAAACCAGAAGUCAAAAGAUUCAUCAAAAUCGAACUCUGAGGAUGCAAACAAAUUAGAGUCAUUGUGGGAACAUCAAGAAUUGAUUGAGCAGUUGAAAAUGGAACUUAGAAAGGUUAGGGCCACAGGGUUGCCCACCAUUUUAGAAGAAUCCGAGUCUCCUAAGAUGAUGGAUGACUUGAAACCAUGGAAAAUUGACGAGAAAUUCCAGCUUGAAGAUUGCAUCGAUGAGCUUCACAAAUUCUCCAAGUGCUACAGAGAAAGGAUGCGAAAAUUUGAUAUCUUGAAUUACCAGAAGAUGUAUGCAAUAGGUUUUUUGCAGCUAAAGGAUCCUCUUCAGUCAAUUUCAAGGCGCAGACCAUCAGUUCCAAUGCUCAAAUCCCUUUUUCCGUUUAAUCUUUCGCUAUUCAAGCAUGGAAGCCGUGACAGUGAUCCAAUGCAGAAUUUCUUUAAAGAAUUGCGCGGUGAUCUUGAAGUGGUAUAUGUUGGACAGAUGUGUCUUUCUUGGGAAUUCUUACAUUGGCAGUAUGAAAAGGCCUUAGACUUAUGGGAUUCCGAUCCUCGUGGAAUCCAUCGCUAUAAUGAAGUUGCUGGUGAAUUUCAGCAGUUUCAAGUGCUCAUGCAAAGAUUUAUUGAAGACGAACCUUUCCAAGGGCCAAGAGUUGAAAACUACAUCAAGAGUCGAUGUGUCCUUCGAACUCUUCUUCAAGUUCCUGUCAUAAAAGUGGAUAGCUUCAGAGACAAAAAGAAGGCAAGAAAGAAAGACAGAGACGAAUACAUUAUCACGACUGACAUGCUGGUGGAGAUUGUAGAAGAGUCGAUACGAAUAUUUUGGCGAUUUGUUCGAGCUGAUAGGGGUUGCGCCAGUACAAGUGCAAAGGAAACACCUGUGCUUCACAAUCCUGAAGACCUUGAGCUUUUGAUGGAAGUCAGAAAGACACUUCAAAAGAAAGAGAGAAAGCUCAAAGACAUUUUGAGAAGUGAAAACUGUAUACUGAGGAGAAUCCGACGUUAUAGAGAUGAUGAUUCAGACCAAGUGCUCUUUUUUUUCGCUCAAGUCGAUGUGAAAUUGGUGUCUAGAGUUUUACGUAUGUCGAGAAUAAGCAAAGACCAGUUGAUCUGGUGUCGUAACAAGCUAACUAGAAUUAGUCUUUCGAACAGGAAAAUAAAUGUGCAACCCUCGUUUUUGCUUUUCCCAUGUUAAUGCUAGUAGUUAUUUUCUAAUCCUAGCUCGAGAAAUCUUAUAUGGUUCUAUCGAUCUUGAAAUUUUUGUUAGUAGUUUUGUAUUUGAAUAGAAAAUUAUCCGUUCAUUUUGUCUUGAUGUUUCA
Olea europaea var. sylvestris is the source of this 2675-nucleotide messenger RNA. RefSeq lists its product as uncharacterized. The transcript is spliced from 6 exons. NCBI's taxonomy places the organism in Eukaryota, Viridiplantae, Streptophyta, Magnoliopsida, Lamiales, Oleaceae. The record is from RefSeq and is a predicted model, not a curated record. The coding region runs from base 374 to 2551 and encodes 725 amino acids.